CAACAGCUCUCAGAGGGCUCCAUGUUUGGCCACGGCCUGAAGCACCUGUUUCACAGCCGCCGAAGGUCACGGGAGAGGGAGCACCAGGCGUCUCAGGAGGCCCAGCAACAGCUGCAACAGCAGGGCCUAUCUGAUCAGGACUCCCCAGAUGAGAAGGAACGCUCCCCAGAGAUGCACCGCGUCUCCUAUGCAGUGUCCCUGCACGACCUGCCUGCCCGACCUACUGCUUUCAACCGGGUGUUACAGCAAAUCCGUUCCAGGCCCUCCAUCAAGCGGGGCGCCAGCCUGCACAGCAGUGGCGGGAGCGGUGGCCGCCGUGCCAAGAGCAGUUCCCUGGAGCCACAGCGUGGCAGUCCUCACCUGCUUCGUAAGGCCCCCCAGGACAGCAGCCUGGCCGCCAUCCUGCACCAGCACCAGGGCCGACCCCGUUCCUCCUCUACCACCGACACCGCCUUGCUCCUGGCUGAUGGCAGCAGUGCAUACUUCCUGGCUGAGGAGGCAGAGAACAUUGGGGACAAGGGUGACAAGGGAGAUCUUGUGGCCCUGAGCCUCCCCUCUGGCCCUGGCCAUGGUGACACUGAUGGACCCAUCAGCCUGGAUGUGCCAGAAGGAGCGCCGGACCCCCAGCGGACUAAGGCUGCCAUUGACCACCUGCACCAAAAGAUUCUGAAGAUCACUGAGCAGAUCAAGAUCGAGCAGGAGGCACGGGAUGAUAACGUGGCAGAGUACCUGAAAUUGGCCAACAAUGCGGACAAGCAGCAGGUGUCACGCAUCAAGCAAGUAUUUGAAAAAAAAAACCAGAAGUCAGCCCAGACCAUCGCCCAGCUGCACAAGAAGCUGGAGCACUACCGUCGGCGCCUGAAGGAGAUUGAGCAGAAUGGGCCCUCACGGCAGCCCAAGGAUGUGCUACGUGAUAUGCAGCAGGGGCUGAAGGAUGUGGGUGCCAACAUGCGUGCCGGUAUCAGUGGCUUCGGGGGUGGCGUGGUGGAGGGUGUCAAGGGCAGUCUCUCUGGCCUCUCACAAGCCACCCACACCGCAGUGGUGUCCAAGCCCCGGGAGUUUGCCAGCCUCAUUCGUAACAAGUUCGGCAGUGCUGACAACAUCGCCCACCUGAAGGACCCUAUGGAAGAUGGACCCCCUGAAGAGGCAGCCCGGGCGCUGAGUGGCAGUGCCACAUUGGUGUCCAGCCCCAAGUACGGCAGUGACGAUGAAUGCUCGAGUGCCAGUGCCAGCUCUGCUGGGGCAGGCAGCAACUCUGGGGCUGGGCCAGGAGGCGCACUGGGGAGCCCUAGAUCCAACACUCUUUAUGGUGCCCCUGGAAAUCUAGACACUCUGCUGGAAGAGCUGCGGGAAAUAAAGGAGGGCCAGUCACACCUGGAGGACUCCAUGGAGGACUUGAAGACUCAGCUGCAGAGGGACUACACCUACAUGACCCAGUGCCUGCAGGAAGAGCGCUACAGGUAUGAGAGGCUGGAGGAGCAGCUGAAUGACCUGACUGAGCUUCACCAGAAUGAGAUGACCAACCUAAAGCAGGAGCUUGCCAGCAUGGAGGAGAAGGUGGCCUACCAGUCCUACGAGAGGGCCCGGGAUAUCCAGGAGGCAGUGGAGUCCUGCCUGACCCGUGUCACCAAGCUGGAGCUGCAGCAGCAGCAGCAGCAGGUGGUGCAGUUAGAAGGGGUGGAGAAUGCCAACGCGCGUGCUCUGCUGGGCAAGUUCAUCAAUGUGAUCCUGGCACUCAUGGCCGUGCUGCUGGUGUUCGUGUCCACCAUUGCCAGCUUCAUCACGCCCCUCAUGAGAACACGCCUCCGAAUCACCAGCACCGCCCUCCUGCUCCUCGUCCUCUUCCUACUCUGGAAGCACUGGGACUCGCUCACCUACCUCCUAGAGCAUGUGCUGUUGCCCAGCUGAGCAGCGCCGUCCCACCCCGUGCUCUCCGGAUUCCACUGGCCACAUGAAUCUCCAGGAGGGCCCGGGGCUCCUGAGUUCCUUGGGGUCUGCUAUGUGACUUGUUUGGCCCCUAACUGUCCCUUCUCUGCACUGCGUCUGUCUGACACCAUCUCCCUUUCAGCCUGAAGGUUAUGGAGAGGGUGCUCUGGGCUGGAGGGAGCAGGGACACUCGCAGCCAAAUGGAGCAGUGAGGAAACACUGGGGCUGCAUUAUUUGAAUGAUUUGCAGUCACAUGGGACUUUUCUGGGCUGACUGGAAGAUGCUCUAGUCAUGAAAGCCACUACGAUAGAAGGCUAGUCUCAAAUUCCCUGGGGAAGAGCCCAUCUUCAAGGCAGCCACAGUUUCCUCCCAUGGAGAUGGCCUGGAUGAAAACCAGUGGGAGGCUAUGCUGAGCCAGAGAGUGCAGAAAGGGAAGGGUCCCCAGGCUUGGGGCCAGACGGCAGGCUUAGCACAGCCACUGGGAGCUCAGCCUCCCCUUCCCCUGCUUCUCUUCCCACUUGAGCUGGUUUGGGACUGGUUUCUGGAGGCUGGGUGGGGUGUGGCUUUGGGUUUGUGUUUUCUCUGCUCAUCUUUCUGCCUGUCACUGGGUGUGCUGUUUUUCUGAAAAACAGGCCCCAAGGGCCCUGAGCCUCCAGCCCAAACCCUUAGACCUCUGGGAUCAUGUUGAGUUCUAAUUAUUUAUUUAUUUAUUUAUUUACUUAUUUAUUUAUUUGUUCCCACCCUUCCCUUGCUUCUGCCCAGCUGGGCUCCAGGGAGAGGACCCUGCCCAUCCUGCCUCUGAAGCUGGGGCUUACUCUUGGUUCAUCAUACUCCAGACCAUGUAUCCUCUGGUGUUCCUGGCUGGAAGAAGGGGCGUGUGGCUAUGUAGCCCACUCUCCCAAGCAGCCCCAGCAGAUGGACAGGAGGGGCAUGGCCUCUUUUAUAUAUAUCUACUUAUUUUAUAUGUGUGUCUUCGUGAGGAAGAGGAUGUUUGUCAUUUCCUUAAGGCUCUGGAGUGUUGUGUUCGAUUCUGCACAACCCAGCCUCCCCAAGAGCCCUUCCAAGCACAGUGGGGAUUUCUCAGAAUAGGAGAGAGGAAUCCAUGAGGCAGGAACAGCAGUGCCUGCCAGCUGUGGUGGACCUUCCUAAAAAAUAAAUAUCCUCUAUGUUUUCAAACCA
Messenger RNA from Grammomys surdaster, 3105 nucleotides. It is a transcript of the gene Tmcc2, whose product is annotated as transmembrane and coiled-coil domain family 2. The transcript is spliced from 4 exons. The record is from RefSeq and is a predicted model, not a curated record. Bases 22 to 1908 code for a protein of 628 amino acids. Gene Ontology annotation, cellular component: endomembrane system. Lineage: Eukaryota; Metazoa; Chordata; Mammalia; Rodentia; Muridae. Gene Ontology annotation, biological process: amyloid precursor protein metabolic process.